Molecule: messenger RNA, 591 nt
Organism: Aaosphaeria arxii CBS 175.79
Lineage: Eukaryota; Fungi; Ascomycota; Dothideomycetes; Pleosporales
Exons: 4
Coding region: 45-485 (146 amino acids)
Source: RefSeq, a predicted model, not a curated record
CAAUGUUGCCUGUCUCUAAACUGUGACCGCGCAAGUCAACAAUCAUGCAGAGACGCAAUCACUGGUAUCUUAUAUUGCUGGUUCUGUUCUUCACAUUCGAAUUCGCCUUAGCUUCAACACCUACAUCGUUCUGCAAAUGCACAUGCUUCGGAAAUAGCACUAUCGUUGCGCUCGAUUCUCCCGUGAACUCCCAAAAGCCUUCUACAAAUUCCAUAAAAGAUCGCGCAGCCAAAAAGACGUGCAAUGACUGCAACCGACAGUUCUGUUUAAGCUACAGCUUCUGUAAAGGCGAGAAGGAGGACAAUGUGCUCACAGCUUGUUUCCAACGGGAUUCCGCAAAGGAUCGCACAGUAGUGUUCAUAUUUAUAAUUGCAACCGUCGGGUUAUUGAGUUACGCAGCUGUAAGACCGUGGAUAGAUCAGUGGACGACUAGGACACGAGAACGAACGUCAUAUAUUCCGGUGUCUGGUCAAUCAGGUCAGUGAAAGAGAUGUGGCGACCGUCGGCGUUCAGCAUACGAUACGGGGCGUUUCUACUACAAGAACGUGAACAUAAAUUCAUGGAUGAAAUUUUACAGAUACCCAAGCUAAG